Molecule: messenger RNA, 453 nt
Organism: Diaporthe citri
Lineage: Eukaryota; Fungi; Ascomycota; Sordariomycetes; Diaporthales; Diaporthaceae
Exons: 2
Coding region: 1-453 (150 amino acids)
Biological process (GO): nuclear-transcribed mRNA catabolic process; mRNA splicing, via spliceosome
Cellular component (GO): spliceosomal tri-snRNP complex; catalytic step 2 spliceosome; U12-type spliceosomal complex
Molecular function (GO): RNA binding
Source: RefSeq, a predicted model, not a curated record
AUGGCAGACAGGGGAUCUCACCGCGGCGGAGGCGGCCGCGGAGGGGGUAACUUCCGCGGGCGCGGCGGAGGAGGAGGAGGACGCGGCGGCGGUGGAGGGCGCGGAGGCCACGGGGGUGGCCACCACCAGGGCGGCAACCAGCACGGCGGCGAGGGCGGCGGGGAGUCGCGACCCAAGAAGGAGAACAUCCUCGACCUGUCAAAGUACAAUGACAAGCAGAUCACCGUGAAGUUCAACGGCGGCCGUGAGGUCACCGGCGUCCUCAAGGGCUACGACCCUCUCAUGAACCUAGUCCUCGACGAGGCCAAGGAGACGAUGCGCGACGACGAGGGCAAGGAGACCACGCGGGCCCUGGGCCUGACCGUCGCCCGCGGCACCCUGAUCGUGCUGAUCAGCCCCGUCGACGGCAGCGAGGAGAUAGCGAAUCCUUUUGCGCAGGCCGACGACGACUGA